Cervus elaphus (red deer) is the source of this 711-nucleotide messenger RNA. Its product is annotated as prefoldin subunit 3-like. NCBI's taxonomy places the organism in Eukaryota, Metazoa, Chordata, Mammalia, Artiodactyla, Cervidae. Gene Ontology annotation, cellular component: cytoplasm; prefoldin complex. The record is from RefSeq and is a predicted model, not a curated record. The transcript has a single exon. Gene Ontology annotation, biological process: microtubule-based process; protein folding; tubulin complex assembly. Gene Ontology annotation, molecular function: tubulin binding. The coding region runs from base 119 to 601 and encodes 160 amino acids.
GCUUCUUCAAAAUGGCGGCCUCUAAGGACGGUUGUGGUGUGGGAGAAGUGGCCGUGGGGAACGGGAGGCGACUCCACCUGGGGAUUCCUGAAGCGGUUUUUGUGAUGUAGAUUCCUUCAUGAAACAGCCUGGGAAUGAGACUGCAGAUAUUGUACUGAAGAAGCUGGAUGAACAGUACCAGAAGUAUAAGUUUAUGGAACUCAACCUUGCGCAAAAGAAAAGGAGGCUAAAAGGCCAGAUUCCUGAAAUUAAGCAGACUUUAGAAAUUCUAAAAUAUAUGCAGAAGAAAAAAGAGUCCACCAGUUCACUGGAGACCAGGUUCUUAUUGGCAGAUAACCUGUAUUGCAAAGCUUCAGUUCCUCCUACCGAUAAAGUGUGUCUGUGGUUGGGGGCGAACGUAAUGCUUGAAUAUGAUAUUGAUGAAGCUCAGGCAUUGUUGGAAAAGAAUUUAUUGACGGCCACAAAGAAUCUUGAUUCUCUUGAGGAAGACCUCGACUUUCUUCGAGAUCAGUUUACUACCAUGGAAGUCAAUAUGGCCAGAGUUUAUAAUUGGGAUGUUAAGAGAAGAAACAAAGAUGAUUCUACCAAGAACAAAGCAUAAAGAUGGCAGUUAAAAAUGUGGUUAAGCUUUCCAAACAUGUUUAUGCUUAAAAGUUGACAUAACUUUAAAUGAUUUUUAACAGCAAGAAUAAUUAAAACUUUAAAAACAGA